AUGUCGUCCGCCUCGCGCUCCCUCCUACGAAGAACAGCUAAGUUCGCAGCCCCCCUCACGCGCCGCCCCAUUUCGAGCUUCAACAAGACACCACCAGCUGCCAACAAAGGCCCCGGCGCCAGCGAGCAGGCCAUGCCCCUCGGACCCUACUAUGAGGCCAUCAUCGUCGCGCCGCAGCCCAUCCCUGCCGUGAAGCCCGAGGAGCCCCCCACCUCCUCGCCCGAAUCUCCGCGUAGCACCACUAAGAAAACAACAGCCGCGGCACCAGAAAAAAAUCCAGGAGCAGAAAGAACAGUAGACACGUCCGCCGCGCCCGUCCCGACGCCCUCCUCGGAACCGAAGACAGCGCAGGAGAAAGCGAAAAUCAUAUUCGGGUCGGCAUUGGCCGGUCCCGCUGAGCGCGCAGAAAGGUUAAAGGCUAUCAAAGACAGGAGCACGUUAAUAGCUGGGGUCUUGGUGCCACCGCGGCCCGAGGAACCCGAUAACUGUUGUAUGAGCGGGUGCGUCAACUGCGUCUGGGACCGUUACAGGGACGAGGUCGAGGAGUGGGCAUUUGCGACUGCCAAGGCUGAGAGGACAUUGCAGAAGCAGCGCGCUCAAGGACCUGUCGAUGUGAUGGGGGGUGUGGGCGCUGUGAAGGGGCAAGAGCUUUUGAAGGGACCGGGCGCUGCUAUGUCGUCUGCUGUUAAUGAAGCGCUGAGUAUGGACGACGAUGGAGGUGGUAGUGAUACUAAUUGGGAUGUUAAUGAGGUCCCGGAUGCGAAGAUAUCGAAGAACCUCUGGGAUGAAGAUUUAUACAAAGGUGUGCCUGUGGGCAUCCGCGAGUUCAUGCGGACGGAGAAGAAGUUGAAGAAUAGGCAUGCGCAGGAAGACUCGGUGGGUGGGUAG
Pseudomassariella vexata is the source of this 888-nucleotide messenger RNA. Its product is annotated as oxidoreductase-like protein. Bases 1 to 888 code for a protein of 295 amino acids. The record is from RefSeq and is a predicted model, not a curated record. NCBI's taxonomy places the organism in Eukaryota, Fungi, Ascomycota, Sordariomycetes, Amphisphaeriales, Pseudomassariaceae. The transcript has 2 exons. Gene Ontology annotation, cellular component: mitochondrion.